AUGAGUGUGUCUGUGCUGAGCCCCACCAGAGCCUUGGGCAGCAUCUCUGGGAUUCUGCAGGUGGCCUCCCUGCUCUGUCUGGUUCUGCUGCUGCUCAAGGCAGCCCAGCUCUACCUGCGCAGAAAGUGGCUGCUCAAAGCCCUCCAGCAGUUCCCGUGUCCUCCUUCCCACUGGCUUUUCAGGCACCAGCAAGAAUUCCAGAAUGACCAGGAGCUACAACAGCUUCAAAAAAGGGUAGAGAAAUUUCCAUGUGCCUGUCCUCACUGGCUGUGGGGGAGUGAGGCCAGAUUCCUGGUUUAUGACCCUGACUACAUGAAGGUAAUCCUAGGAAGAUCAGACCCAAAGGUUCAUGAUGACUGCAGGUUCCUGGCUCCGUGGAUUGGGUAUGGUUUGCUCCUGUUGAAUGGACAGACAUGGUUCCAGCACCGGAGGAUGCUGACCCCAGCCUUCCACUAUGACAUCCUGAAGUCUUAUGUGGGUAUUAUGGCCAACUCCGUCCGAGUGAUGCUGGACAAAUGGGAGGAGCUCAUCAGCCAGGACUCCCAUCUGGAGAUAUUUGAACACAUCUCCUUGAUGACCCUGGACACCAUCAUGAAGUGCACCUUCAGCCAGCAACGCAGCGUCCAGACAAACAG
Molecule: messenger RNA, 635 nt
Organism: Phyllostomus hastatus (greater spear-nosed bat)
Lineage: Eukaryota; Metazoa; Chordata; Mammalia; Chiroptera; Phyllostomidae
Product: cytochrome P450 4A11-like
Exons: 5
Molecular function (GO): iron ion binding; oxidoreductase activity, acting on paired donors, with incorporation or reduction of molecular oxygen; heme binding
Source: RefSeq, a predicted model, not a curated record